AACUUUCGACAUCGCAAUUCCCCGCCUUGUCUCCCUCGUGAAGGCACUCAGGACAGAAUGGUCGACGUGCUUCUUCGAUUUCUGCGGCAUUCUCUGCCAGAUGAGCUCGCCUCCGCGCUCUCAGAAACGCUGCAGCACCUGCAGGACGGGAACUUCUCGGCCGUUUUCCAGCACCCUGAAGUGCAGCUCUUGCUAGGCCACGAGGAAAACUACGCCACGAAGGAUGUUCAUGUGAAGGAUUUUCCCGUCUGGAGCGACUAUGUAUUCCACAGGCUCGGAUUACUACUUUCGAAGAGGGAGAGCGAGGAGGGCGAAGAGUUGGGAAUCAAGGACUUGCCCGCGUAUCGUCAGCAUCUUUUUCUCCUAGUCGCCAUCGCAUCACUAUAUGCAUUUGUGCAGUCGAAUGUAACGGGUCCGCCGCUGCCAUUCAACUCUGCACAGGUCAUUUUCCCGAGAGAAAUCUCUUCUGAUUCUGCAACGCUGGCUAGAGCAAGAGAAAAGCUUGUUGCUUCCUUGGCUGUAGACGGUAUUGCGGCGUACAAGCUCACGCCGAAUGUGGAGUUGCUGUGUUUGGCCGAGACCAUCUUGAUAUGCCCGCCUAUCCAGAAGAAUGUUGGUCCUGCCUCAGCAUGGGCAAGACUGAGGGUCGAAUUCAUGCAUCAGCGGCUGCUGUCCGAAGUGGCACCUUCACUGCAAGAAUCCAUCUACGGCGGGCUGGAGGCGCUGGAGGGGGCUCUUCUGGAUUCUGAUGCGAAGGCGAAGAUUCCGGAUCUGCCCGUGCAUUAUCUGCUCGAACGGUCGGCCAUCCAUACACAUCAUGGGUUGGACAAGAAAGCACGGGCGGACCUGGACCGAGCAGCUGCAGAGCGCAAAUUCGAAUAUGUCUUAACCGGUCUGAUGGGCAAGAGGACCAAAUUCCAGCAGAAAGACACCAGUCAGCUACUCGUCCUAGCAAAGAGCCAUGGCACGGAGGCAACCACAUCAGCGGAUGAGGCUUCCGUCAACAAGCCCAAGAACCUGGAGCUCAAUGACGAUACCCUGCUAGAGAAUAUAUCCUUUACUCAGGAUCUCUCCUCGUCUGACGGCGCCGCCAAACAAGACUCCUCAUCCCCCCUCCCUGCCAGUCUCGCCUCGUUGGAUCCUUCCAAUCAACCGCUUCUCGACCCACUGGACUCCGUCAUCCUCCUCUCCCUCGCCUCCAGCAUCACCAACACGAACCCUGCAGAUGGCCUGACGAGAGAAGAAACUCUUCCCUACGCUACUCGUGUCCUCGAAGGCGGUAGCUCCAACUGGCAAGUCUAUACUCAGGCCUUGUUGGUGAGAAGUCGCAUUGAGGGGUACAAAUCCCGCACAAUGGAGCGAGGACUGCUUCAAUUGCAAGCACUGGUCGACCAGGUCAUUGCGGAGACUACAUCUACACCGGAUGGCGCUGUCUCCUCGUCCGACACCAACGGCACUUCCACGGACACUUCCGGACCAGUCACCUCGUUCCUCCCAAAAGCCAAACCAGAAGAAUCAGCGCCCGUCCAAGAUCGCCUCGCAUACGUCUUCUCCCUUUCCACUCCUACACGAUGGGAUAUUGAGGCCGAGCUGGCCGCUCGCUGGGUCAGUGUGGGUGGUCUGCGCUCCGCCCUGGAAAUCUACGAGCGCCUGGAGAUGUGGGCCGAAGCCGCCCUCUGCUGGGCCGCUACGGACAAGGAAGAGAAAGCCAAACAGAUUGUCCGGAGGCAGCUCUUCCAUGCCACUGCCGGCGCAGAGAAGGAUGACGUCGCAGAUGUCGAGGAGGAGAAGUGGGAGGGUCCAGAGCGGGAUCCGCCUCCCGCUGAAGCGCCGCGCCUGUACUGCAUCCUGGGCGAUAUCGAUCGCGAUUUGAGCAUGUACGAAAAGGCAUGGGAGGUAUCCGGGCGGCGGUACGCCCGCGCCCAACGCUCGCUGGGAAGACAGUACUUUGCGCAGAGGGAGUAUGAGAAGGCGGCCGAGGCGUAUGCGCUCAGUCUGAAGAUCAACGCGCUUAGUCACCCGAGCUGGUUUGCGUUGGGGUGCGCGUAUCUGGAGCUGCAACGGUUCAAGGAUGCGGUGGAGGCGUUUUCGCGCUGUGUCCAGCUCGACGAUGAGGAUGCGGAGGCAUGGAGUAAUCUCGCGGCUGCGCUGCUGCAUCUUCGGCCGAAGAAGAAGGCAGCAACUGAGGAAACGGAGGGUAAGUCGCGAGAGAAGGAAGAGGGAGAAGAACGUCCAACCACGGAGGAAAAAGAAGAGCAGACAAUCACGCCUCACCCGCGACGUGACGCCCUCCGAGCCUUCAAGCGCGCUGCGAACCUCAAGCACGACAACGCGCGCAUCUGGUCCAACGUGCUCGCCGUGGCGGCAUCCACCAACCCCCCAAGCUGGCAGGAUGUCAUCACCGCGCAACGUCGCAUCUGCGAGUUGCAAGGCCCGACGGAGGGGGAAAAGUGCAUCGACGUCGAGAUCCUCGACAUGCUGGUCAUGCACGCCGUCAACGAGGUGCGAGAGCAGCAGCAGCAGCAAGGACAGCAGCAGGAAAGCUUGGAAGCUGUCAUGAGCCGCCCCGGUUUGCCCCGUCUGGUGCAGGAGCUGGUGGAGAAGUCCAUCAAGCCGCUCAUUACAGCUUCACCGAAACUGUGGACCAUACUUGCUACGCUGUACUUGCACACGAAUCGUCCGUCGUCGGCGCUGGAGGCCCACGAGAAGGCGUGGCGAGCCGUGACGUCGCAGCCCAAGUGGGAGAGUGCGGGCGAAGCAUCAUGGAACGCGGUCGUGGACCAGACGAUCGAUUUGGUGGAUGCGUACGAGUCGUUGGGGCCGAGGGAGCGGACAGAGGGUCUGGCGGCGGGAACUGGGGAGCUGGUGGCCAAGGAUUGGAAGUUCAAGGCGAGGAGCGCGAUUAGGAGCGUCAUGGGGAAGGGGAAGGAGGGGUGGGAGGACAGUGGGGGGUGGGAGAGGCUCAAAGAGAGGAUGGAGGAGUUGAAAGGGGGUAAUUGA
This is a messenger RNA of Westerdykella ornata, 3000 nucleotides long. RefSeq names its product TPR-like protein. The coding region runs from base 58 to 3000 and encodes 980 amino acids. The record is from RefSeq and is a predicted model, not a curated record. Gene Ontology annotation, molecular function: protein binding. Lineage: Eukaryota; Fungi; Ascomycota; Dothideomycetes; Pleosporales; Sporormiaceae. The transcript has a single exon.